AUGCAACAACAGCUGUCAGCGGAUGCGCUCAUUGCCCAGAAGAGGGCAGAGAUCGCGGCGAAGAUUGCGGCCAUGAAGAAGGGCGCGUCUGCUACUCCUUCCGCCGCCCCCCGUCCUCCCGUGGUGUCCGCCGCCGCGUCGGUCUCCGCGUCUGCUUCUGCUUCUGCUGCAGCAUCACCCUCCCCUCCUAUCCCGGAUGACAUGGCGCGCCGUAUUGCUGAGGCAAAGAGGCGUGUAGCGGAAGCCCAGAGCAAGUUGGCUGUGAAGGACAACCCGUACAUGUCUGUUCCUCAGCAGGGGAAGAAGAAAAAUAGCAACGUCGUAACUCCCGAACCCACUCAGCAAGGCGCUGGUCUCAAGAUGGCUGCCCACCCUCUGCUGCUCGACAAUACACCUACACUUCCUCAGUCGAAGAAGGAUCGAUACAAGCCCAUGCAGCCGAAGUUCGCGUCCAUCAAGGCCAACGUCCGUAAUGCCCCAACACCUCCCCCCGCUCCGACUCCUGUGGUUCCGAUAGAAACGAAGACGAACCCCUACGCCUCCGCCGCUGCUACACCUGCCGCCGAAAGUGGGUUCGAGGGUGCACCGAAAGAGCGUGUCGGACGGCAGUUCCGCUUUAACCCCAAGGGCAAGUACGUGCAGAUUGCGAAUCAGGUUAGGCAGGAGGCCCAACUCGAGCAGCUCAAGCAGCGUAUCGCGGAAAGCGCCAAGAAGGCCGGUCUAGACACCGAAUUUGAGACGCUUGAGAAGAACAUAAGGGUGCGUGGACUCGCGAAUCCUGUAGGUGGUACGGCGGGUGCUAAGGUCGUAUGGUUCUUGCAGAGAGAUGCACCUCCUGAGGCGGAGUGGUGGGACGCAGCGCUAUUGCCGAGCAAGUCGUACAGCGACCUGGAGCAGGGUUUGGCAAAUCUGAACAUUCGAAAUGGCAAAUCGCCGAUCACCCUGUACAUCCAACAUCCCAUCCCCAUUCCCGCGCCUGGCGACAAGAAUAAGCCCACGCACAAGCCGCUUAAGCUCACCAAGAAGGAGCAAAAGAAGAUGCGAAAGCAACGACGGCAGGCCGAGCUGCAGGACAAGCGCGAUCGGAUCCGGAUGGGUCUUAUUCCUCCCGAUCCCCCCAAGGUCCGCUUGGCAAACCUGAUGAAAGUCUUGACCUCGGACGCGGUGCAAGACCCGACCCGUGUCGAAGCUCGUGUCAGGCGAGAGGUCGCCAUGCGCAAGCAUCAGCACGAGAAGGCGAACGCAGAGCGCAAACUUACAGACGAGCAGCGGCGCGAGAAGAUCGAAACCAAGAAGACCGAGGAAGAGAAGAAGGGCAUCUACGGUGCCGUCUUCAAGGUGAAGACGCUCUCGGACCCAUCGCACCGCUUCAAGGUUCGCAAGAAUGCCGAGCAGAUGAACCUGACCGGCGUGUGCAUCUUCAACCCCCACUUCAGCAUGGUCUACGUCGAGGGCGCCGCCAAGUUCAUUCGCCAGUACAAACGUCUAAUGCUUCACCGUAUUGCCUGGACCGAGGCAUCACGUGAACGUGGCAACGAGGAUGUCGAGCUUGCUGAGGACGAGGAGGGCGAGGGCGGUGGGAAGGGGAAGGGCAAAGUCGUCGCUGCCGAUAGCGGCGCGGACGGGCAGGUGUCACUGGAAGACAACGAGUGCUGGCUGGUGUGGGAGGGUCAGCUGCGCGACCGCGCGUUCAACAACUUCAAGCCGAAGAGCUGCCCGACGGACGCGAUGGCCAAGGAGGCGCUCGGCCAUAAGUUGGCUGGCUACUGGGACCAGGCGAAGAACUGGAAGCCGGAGGAGGAGGAGUUGUUCUGA
Messenger RNA from Dichomitus squalens LYAD-421 SS1, 1815 nucleotides. Its product is annotated as PRP3-domain-containing protein. The coding region runs from base 1 to 1815 and encodes 604 amino acids. The record is from RefSeq and is a predicted model, not a curated record. Gene Ontology annotation, biological process: mRNA splicing, via spliceosome. Gene Ontology annotation, cellular component: U4/U6 x U5 tri-snRNP complex. Lineage: Eukaryota; Fungi; Basidiomycota; Agaricomycetes; Polyporales; Polyporaceae. The transcript has 4 exons.